AUGGCUAACCAAACCAAUCAAUCAUUGAAAAGUAAUAAUCCUUCGUCAGUGCCACCACCACCACCAACGACCACUACUGCAGCAGCUGCCACAACCAUGACCAAAGAUUCCAUCCGCAUCCAUCGAUCGUCAUUGUACGAUCGAUCGCAUCCGGUUGCGUCAAGACCAGCAUCAUUGCCGACCGUCUCGGCGUACUCAACCCCAUUGCCGGGAACCGCCGUGAGUUCGCGACCUUCGCGAAGUGUCACACGCCCGGUGGGUGUGGGAUCAAACCCUUUCGCCUCCCAGACGGCGGGUAUGCGCGUGUUCAAGAAGUGCAAAAGCGCCACUUUUCAGAUCGAUGGACACACCUACACCAUAGUCGCUAGCUCGCCAGAGAAUAAGUUUACCAAAGAUGAUAUAACGCUCGCCGGUGCUGGCCCGGGGCGCGAACAGUUGCCCUGCUGCGAUCCGGCCACGUGUCCAGGCCCAGGUCCCACAACCAGCUACGGAGCUUGCGGAUCUACCGGACCAAUCGGAUCGGUACCGCCGGCCGGUAUCACACCGGGUACUACGGGCAGUGGCAUCAGUGGUGCCGCAUUGUCGCACAACCAGCAGCAGCAACAAUCAUCAUCAACUCAGCAGCAACAACAACAAUCCACUGGCAGCUGCUAUCCGUACCAUCAUCACUAUCAUCACCACCACCAUCACCAUCAUUGCCAUCAGCCAGUGCGAGCGGAUUGUCACUCACGGAACGGACAGAUAGCAAAACAGGGUAGCCUUACGAUCGUUCGGCGAACCAAUAGCAGAAAAAAUACAAACGUCCAGCAGCAGCUCCAGUAUCAGGAAGCCUUGGACGAGUCGGAGUACCAGCAACAGCCGCCAUACGGUAACGACUCUGGUGCCGAGGGUAGUGGUGGUGGCAGAGGAGGUGGCGGAGGUGGAGGGGGAGGUGGUGGGGGUGGCGGUUCGGAGGCCGAGUACGGUCAGCAGUAUCCGCCCCUGUCCGAGUCGGAACUCGCCUUCGUCAACAGUCAGCUAAGUCGGGAGCUCGAGAGCAUGCAACCGACGUCCGGGACCGUUAGUGUCGUCGCGAACCGUACCGAAUCGACGACCGGGGAUGAGCUGGACAAUGUGGACCUAGCGACGGACAACCUGCCGGCUGUCGAUACACCAGAUGCAUGUGAUAAGGCCGCAGUCAGACUACGAUGUCUGCUGCGGCAACUGCAGCGCGGCGAAAUUUCCGCCGAGCUGCUGCAGAAAAACCUUCAUUACGCCGCGCGCGUACUUGAAGCCGUUUUUAUCGACGAGACAAAUCAGGAUGGUGGUACCGGAGGAGGCAGCGGUGGUGGCGGUGGCCCGGGUGCUAACAACGCUGGUGGCGGUAGUGGAGGAGGUACUAGUUGUAGUGGUGGCACAGACGGCACCGGCAGUACGGCACCGAAUGUCAACGCGAGCAGCAAGGAGCCGCACCGGGGGUCUACGACGUCCGCUCCACCAACGCACGGUGGUCCCACGGGGCCACCGGUCAACAAAGGUGUCAUACAGAGGCGUCGCUUACGGGCUCCAGUGUGGGCUCGGUCCAUGCGCCUGGCGGAUGAAGACGAUGAACUGUCGGAGGUGCAGCCGGACGCGGUACCACCGGAGGUGCGGGAAUGGUUGGCGUCCACCUUCACUCGGCAGCUCGCAACGACGCGGAAGAAGUCGGAUGAGAAGCCCAAGUUCCGCUCGGUUGCGCACGCCAUCCGGGCCGGCAUCUUUGUCGAUCGGAUCUACCGGCGCGUUUCCAGCACCGCACUGAUGCAAUUUCCGCCCGAAGUCGUACGCGUGCUAAAGACUCUUGACGAUUGGUCAUUCGAUGUAUUUGCGUUGGCUGAGGCGGGUAACUGUCAGCCGGUCAAGUAUCUUGGUUACGAUCUGCUGAACCGGUACGGCAUGAUACACAAGUUCAAGGUACCGCCGGCCACACUCGAAACCUUCCUGACGCGCAUCGAGGAAGGCUACUGCCGGUUCCGCAACCCGUACCACAACAACCUGCAUGCAGCCGAUGUCGCACAAACCGUACACCACGUGCUCUGCCAGACCGGCCUGAUGCACUGGCUAACGGAUCUGGAAAUAUUCGCCACGCUGCUGGCAGCGCUUAUCCACGACUACGAGCACACGGGGACAACCAACAACUUCCACGUAAUGUCCGGCUCGGACACGGCCAUGCUGUACAAUGAUCGGGCCGUGCUGGAAAACCACCACAUCAGUGCGGCGUUCCGCGUGCUCAAGGAGGACGACUGCAACGUGCUGCAGAACCUGUCGCGGGACGAGUACCGCGAGCUCCGCACGCUCAUCAUCGAUAUGGUCCUAGCGACCGACAUGUCCUUCCACUUUCAGCAGUUGAAGAACAUGCGCAACCUGCUGACGCUGGCCGAACCGCAGGUGGACAAAUCGAAGGCCCUCUCGCUGGUGCUGCACUGUUGUGAUAUUUCGCACCCGGCCAAACGCUGGGACAUCCAUCACAAGUGGACGAUGCUGCUGCUGGAGGAGUUCUUCCGCCAGGGCGAUCUCGAGCGGGAGCUCGGCCUACCGUUCAGCCCGCUCUGCGACAGAAACAACACGCUCGUGGCCGAAUCGCAGAUCGGUUUUAUCGAAUUUAUCGUCGAACCGAGCAUGACCGUCUGUGCGGAUAUGCUCGAAAUCGUACUCGCACCGAUCGCUCCGAUCACCUGUAACGCAUCGAGCAGUGCCGGUGCGACGGCACCGGGCAGCAGUAGUAGUGGCGGUGGUGCGGCCAACAAUACGUCUAGUAGUAAUAGUAGCAACAACAAUAAUAAUAAUAACAACAACAAUAAUAUUAAUAGUAAUACCAACGUCAACAAUAAUAGUAGCAUUAAAAGUACUACCAAUACUCUUAGCGUACCGAACAACAAUACGAACAACAAUGAAGCAAUAAGUAGUGGAGCGGAGGGCAAGGGUGGUGGUGCCGAGGGUGGGCAGGGUGCCGGUAGCGCGGGCACCACCGCGACGAAGAACGGCAGUGCCGAUCCGAGCGAGAAGCCGAACCGCUUCAAAAUACGCAAACCCUGGACGACCUGUCUGGCGGAGAAUAAGAAAAUCUGGAAGGAACAAGCAGUCCGUGAUGCGGAAGCAAGGGCUGCAGCAGCAGCGGCAGAAGCGACCGCAGCAGCAGCAGCCGCAGCAGAAACUAACGAAUCUUCCGACGGACAAAUCACGGCUGAUGGUGGUGCCGAAGAGCCAAAGCCAGAUGAGGCGGACACAACCUAA
Anopheles marshallii is the source of this 3252-nucleotide messenger RNA. RefSeq names its product dual specificity calcium/calmodulin-dependent 3',5'-cyclic nucleotide phosphodiesterase 1-like. Gene Ontology annotation, biological process: signal transduction. Gene Ontology annotation, molecular function: 3',5'-cyclic-AMP phosphodiesterase activity. The record is from RefSeq and is a predicted model, not a curated record. The coding region runs from base 1 to 3252 and encodes 1083 amino acids. The transcript has 8 exons. NCBI's taxonomy places the organism in Eukaryota, Metazoa, Arthropoda, Insecta, Diptera, Culicidae.